UUGAAUACAUACAUACAUACAUACACGGGACGCGCCUGAUACCCAAACGCUUUGUUAAAGCCGCUCGUUUUCUGCCAUUGCAGUAUUAACUCUUCAUCUCUACUGUCUGGUGCUGAAAGGGACUUUAAGGGGUGAAGAUCCGAUUUUUAUUAUUUUUUAUUUUUUUGCAUUCUACUGGAUGAUCCUAACAAAGACGCUGUUGCCAUGACCACAGAUGAAGUGGAAAGUCACCAGAAAAAGCCAAAGCAGCAGCAGGAAGAAGCUGGCCAAGAUUCUCAGCUGCAUUGUCAUGAGGAUGACAACCUCCAGCCUCAAAAUCAAAAUUCUACCAGCCGUGGUCUCUCUCGCCUCUUCUCUUCCCUCCUUAAACGGCGUUCACAGUAUGACAGUGAAGGAGGACAGAGAGAGGAUGAGGAAGAUGAAGCUAAAGCUCCUAUUGCUGAUCCUGAACCUGAAUUGAAAAUAGAGGGAGAGGUUGCCUUGGACCAACAUUCAGUCAGCAGUGCAGAGGUUCAGGCUCUUCAGGCUGAAAAGAAAGAUGCAACUGACGACAUGAUUGGAAAGGUGGAGGAGAAGAAUGACCAAAAGGGAGAGGCAGUGGUUCUUGACAAGGAGGAGGACAAAGAGAAGGAAUUUGGUUCUGAAAGAAGGGGUAAGGAAGAUAAAGAGAAGACAACAGAGGAGGAGGCCAAGACACCCAGAGCUCCACGUCGACCAAAGACACUGCAGAUCAAAGUCACACUGCUGGAUGACGCUCUGUUUGAGUGCGAGUUGGAUAAACAUGCCAAAGGCCAGGAGCUGUUCAUGAAAGUAUGUGAUCACCUUAACCUUCUGGAAAAAGACUAUUAUGGCCUGGCCAUCUGGGAGACCCCCACUAUGAAGACUUGGAUGGAUUUGACCAAAGAGAUUCGUAGGCAGGUGCAAGGGGCCAAUUAUAAUUUCACUUUUAAUGUGAAAUUUUACCCACCGGAUCCAGCCCAGUUGUCAGAGGACAUAACAAGGUACUACCUGUGUCUGCAGCUGCGGAAGGAUAUCCUACAGGGCCGCCUUCCUUGCUCAUUUGUUACCCUGGCUCUGCUAGGUUCUUAUGCCUUGCAGUCAGAGCUGGGUGAGUACGACCCUGAGGUGCAUGGCAAUGAUUAUGCUAAGGAGAUGAAAAUGGCCUCAGGUCAGACAAAGGAGCUGGAGGACAAAAUGAUGGAGCUGCAUCGUACAUAUAGGAUAAUGUGUCCAGCUCAGGCAGACCUGAUGUUUUUGGAGAAUGCCAAAAAACUCUCUAUGUAUGGGGUGGACCUUCACCAGGCUAAGGACCUGGAUGGUGUUGACAUCAUGCUGGGAGUUUGCUCAAGUGGCCUGAUGGUUUACAAAGACAAACUGAGAAUCAACCGUUUCCCAUGGCCCAAAGUCCUUAAGGUGUCCUACAAGCACAGCAGCUUCUUUAUCAAAAUACGACCAUCGGAGACAGAACAGUAUGAGAGUGCAAUUGGUUUCAAACUUCCCAAUUACAAGGCCGCCAAGAAGCUGUGGAAAGUAUGUGUUGAACAUCAUACCUUUUUUAGGUUAACUUCCACUGAGAUGGCCACCACCCCAAGAAAGUUCCUGGCACUAGGCUCCAAAUUUCGUUACAGUGGACGGACUCAGGCUCAGACCAGGCAGGCCAGCUCUCUGAUUGACAGACCAGCUCCCAUGUUCCAGCGCUCUUCCAGCAAGAGGAACUCGCGCAGUCUGGAUGGAGCAAUGGCCACUACACCAGACAACAAAUCUAAUCGUCCAGUCAGUGCCCCUGUUAUGUCACCAGUAUCUCCAGGUGAGGCAAAGCCAUCACCACUGCUACCCACACUGCCUCGCCAUAGCCAUCUUGAUGGCUCUACACCCAAAAGCCAACGCCAUACAGAUUGGAAGAGAGAGCUAAAGACAGAAUGUAAGCCAGAGCACACCAAGAGUCAUAGCCCAAAGCCACAGUCUGCUUCAGAGAUAAAGACUGUUGCCAAGAGAGAGCGAAGGAACUCCUCAUCCAUGACCAAUAGGGAGAAAGAAAAAAAGAGCCAGCUCUCCGUUCAGGAUAAAAAGAUGGAAAUGGUUCGAGUAAGGAAGAAGAGACCCAAGAGACUUGAGGGAGAAACUAUUUAUAUCAGACAUAGCAAUUUAAUGUUGGAGGACCUUGAUAAGACCCAAACUGAGAUCAUGCGUCACCACACUAGUAUCAGUGAGCUCAAGAGAAGUUUUAUGGAGUCAGUACCAGAACCUCGACCCAGUGAGUGGGACAAACGCCUAUCUACCAACUCGCCACUCCGCUCAGUGAGCCUCAAUGGCCAGCUGCAACCAGUGUCUCCAGUUCUAAGGGCCCAAACGGUCACCAUCUCAGAUGUUACCAACUCUCUAAGAGGAACUGUGACUUACAAGGACAUUCCUUUAGUUCACACUGAGACAAAGACCAUCACAUAUGAGUCAGCACAGCCUGUGGAAACCCUAGCAGAGAAGGAUUCAGGAGUGCUGCUGAGUGCCCAGACUAUCACCUCUGAGACUAUCAGCACCACCACCACAACCCAGAUCACUAAGACGGUGAAAGGAGGAAUUUCUGAGACUCGAAUUGAGAAGAGAAUUGUCAUCACUGGAGACACAGCAAUUGAUCAUGACAAGGCUUUGGCUCAGGCUAUUAAAGAGGCAAAGGAGCAGCACCCAGAUAUGUCUGUUACCAAAGUUGUUGUACACCAGGAAACAGAGAUAACUCCAGAUUAAGAAGCUGCACCACGGCUGACUCGGAUGCCCUCCCUCUUUUCCUUAUGUCUCCAUCACAACAUUUUACCUCAGCAACCACAGUCAUCACAUCCAGCUGCCCUGCUUUCGGCAUGAUAAACCAGACCUUGUCCGAGGGAAGAGGCCUCAGCGGGAAAAUAUGUUUUCCUCCAAAAGUUUGUGUAUUGGUUGAAGGAGACAGUCACUAAAAAGUUCCCAAGUUUCCAGAAUUCCCAACAACACCCUUUCUAUUCCAUUUUCUGCCUUCAGCGCAUAUCCUAAAGUUUUGAAUAAAAAUGAAAUUCAAAAAAUAAACUUUUUCAUAGUUAUAGGGGUAUAAUAUUUGUGAAUUUGUUUCUCUCCCAUUUUGUGGAGAUUUUAAGAAAAAAAACAUUUAAGGACAUUUGGUCUUUUAAUCUUGAGAAUCCUACUUUAUUUUUCUACAGCUUUUCUUACCAUCAAAAUUGGUUACCAAAAUCUUAAAAGUUAAAAGUUUUUUAACAAAGUUCUGAAACUGCACUGAACAAAGAUUGUGAGAUUCUACAAGUUGGGACUGGAUCAUUCCUCUCAAAGUUUUCGAAUUAGUUGAUACUUUCUGUACAGUAAAUACUUUAUUUUCCCUCUCAAUGUGAAAAGAUAUUUUUCAUUUUAUGUACAAAAAGAUUGAUUUAUCAAAGCAGGGCAUUGAAUUUGCUGGUGGAAUUACUUGUUUCCCCCAUUUGAAAUUUGGCUUUGACAUCCUUUGACUGUUUCAGUUGUUGUAGUGCUUGUGUCACACAAAAGAUGUGGGGGUCAUUAAGAUCACAGUGUAUUGAAACUACCUUCAUUUAUUUAAUACCAUCAUUGUAUUUUUAGUGUGUUUUAUAGUUCAAAUUUAGAUUCAGAACAAUGUUUGACUAUAGAUCAUUCCUAGCUGUCAAAUACACCUAUUUCCCUUUUUAUUGAGCAGUGUAUAAUUUCAGUAUUUCUGAAUUUCAUUCACAUUUACUCUUCUAAAUGGACAGUGUAUACUCUUUUGUAGUAAUGACGCUAUCAAAAUAAAGACGUGAAAAGUUCAGAAACUGACACACAUAACUAUUAUUAGUGCUCAAAACCGAAAUGCUGAUCGACCUGCCUUCAAUGUCUUUGACCUUUUCAACAGUUUUUUUCAACAGUUUGUUUACUAUCUUUGUCACUUCUAUAUGAGCACAUAGUUUUCUCCAAAUGUUUCCACAGAGUUUUGUUGGCAGAGGUGUGUAAAGAUCAAGUAAAGCAAGAGAAAGGGGAAAACAGUUUGCCCAACAGUGUAUAAUGUCCACAGAAAAAAAAUGGGUGAUUACAGUAAAAUGAGUUAGAACAAAACCCAAACAAGUAGUUUGAAAAGUAACAAACCAGCAAAACUUUGAAAUCCAGGUCAGUUUUUAUCACUCAUGUUCUCCUUUUAAGAACAACCAUUUUUACAGGAACUAAGACUAGAAGCAUAACUGCAUUUUUCUCAGUGUUACAUUAAUUGUUCAGCAACAUAUAAAACUGUUAGUUUAAUUCAGGGGUACCAGAAUGAGCCUCUUAAUUUUGCACUGCCCAGUCAGAUUAGACAUAUGUUGUUAUCGGUAUGACUUGUGAUUUUGUCCAUAUUCGUACAUGAUGCUUUAUUUCCUUACUCCAUUUAGUAUUGCAUGUUAAAGUUACUUCACUUAGCUGUCUAAUUCAUCACUACACUUCUUUGUCUUAUGGGCAUUUUUAAUAUUUUCUUUAAUGUGAAUCCACACUUCAACACCAGAUGAAGACUUGUAAAGAGCACCAUGCAUAAAAUAAAGAACUUUGUAGGUAUA
This is a messenger RNA of Xiphophorus maculatus (southern platyfish), 4547 nucleotides long. RefSeq names its product protein 4.1-like (gene epb41a). Lineage: Eukaryota; Metazoa; Chordata; Actinopteri; Cyprinodontiformes; Poeciliidae. Gene Ontology annotation, biological process: cortical actin cytoskeleton organization. Gene Ontology annotation, cellular component: cytoskeleton; plasma membrane. Gene Ontology annotation, molecular function: actin binding; structural molecule activity. The record is from RefSeq and is a predicted model, not a curated record. The transcript has 21 exons. Bases 205 to 2739 code for a protein of 844 amino acids.